AUGGAAAACAAAAACGUUGUUUUAAAAACGUUUGAUUUUUCAAUGUGGCACAAUGAUGGAACGACUUGUGAAAAAUAUCUGAAAAGUGCCAUCGAAAUCAUCAAAUCGUCGAAAAAAUUUACCACCACAAGCCUAAGCAUUGGUGUAUGGAGUUUUCACGAAAUUUCUCAGAUCUUGACGCUGAUUCAGCCAGAAUCGCUCGAGUGCCUGGAUUUGCAAAUCAAAAAUGGAUCGAUUGGCUAUGAACACGUUGUGAAUACGGAUCAAUGGAAAAUGGCCAAGUAUUUCGAGUCGAAGGAAGAAACCUCUAUUCCAAUCGAACAUUUGCUUCAUUUCACUACUUUUACCGUGCGAUUGACGGAAUUCACUGUGGAAGAUGCCAGGAAAAUUCGUGAUGUGAGAUUUUUCCCUAAAUGUUCAAUUAAAUAAGACAAAAAUUUUCAGAUGCUUGACACCUCUGAGAGUAUUUCACUCGGAUUUUGAACUCGGCGGUGACGAGAAUGAAAAUGAAGAAUUCUACUACACAAACCCGAAUGACACGGAGUUCAGAAUCGAAUUCAGUUCUUCAUGGGGUGGAAAAGUUGUGACCAUUGAAUAUAUAGACUCUGAUGAUUCGGAUGAUUCGGAUGACUCGGAUGACUUAUAA
Molecule: messenger RNA, 646 nt
Organism: Caenorhabditis elegans
Lineage: Eukaryota; Metazoa; Nematoda; Chromadorea; Rhabditida; Rhabditidae
Source: the annotation of a RefSeq genome assembly